Loa loa (African eye worm) is the source of this 387-nucleotide messenger RNA. RefSeq lists its product as hypothetical. The record is from RefSeq and is a predicted model, not a curated record. The transcript is spliced from 5 exons. The coding region runs from base 1 to 387 and encodes 128 amino acids. NCBI's taxonomy places the organism in Eukaryota, Metazoa, Nematoda, Chromadorea, Rhabditida, Onchocercidae.
AUGGAGAACGAUGCAGAGGUUGAAAGCUCAUCAGAUUUCCAAUCUCAAAUAACAUUACAACUGCUUGUUUUAGCUCUUAGAGCGCUUUCUUAUGAACUGAGAUUUUCGACGAGCAAAAGCAUUUUGGUAUUAAGUGUUAGCGCAGUACAUCGGAUGUACUACCAAUUAAAGAGGCGGAAAGAGCCCUCAGCUUUUGUCCCAGUUGAUGAAAAUCGACGACACCUUAUAAACAGUUGUCAAGAGAAGAAAAGUAAUGCGAAAAUUAGCUUAUUAAUUCCAGCUGAUGAAAAACCGGAUUCAAACGUCCUGGACACAUUCGCUGGCACUUUUCAGCAACAGCGACUGGAAACAACGACAUUCAAUCAGCAAAACGUCUUGCUGGAAUGA